Aspergillus novofumigatus IBT 16806 is the source of this 2946-nucleotide messenger RNA. RefSeq names its product putative morphogenesis protein. The transcript has 7 exons. The coding region runs from base 1 to 2946 and encodes 981 amino acids. The record is from RefSeq and is a predicted model, not a curated record. NCBI's taxonomy places the organism in Eukaryota, Fungi, Ascomycota, Eurotiomycetes, Eurotiales, Aspergillaceae.
AUGCCCUUUUUCACUCGUGUCUUUCGGAGUAAGGACUCCAAUGCUGCAAAGAAAUCAACCAAGAACCCCGUUGUCGAAAACACGGGUCCCGCAAAGCCCACAUGGACCGACGCGUGGCAGCGAACGGAAGUCGCUCCUGAAGAAGUUCAGGAGCUCCUUCGUGGAUGCACUCAAGAAUUGAAGGCUCGAGCUCUCCAAACACCGUUUCUACUAUUACCGUUCCGCCCGACCACCGAGUCCUCCGAUGCACGUUAUUUCAUCCGUAACUACUUUAAUAAGUCUGUCGAGAAGGGCGCGCCUUGGAGUGGAGAUGCAUUGUCGCAAGAGCUCCGACUUACGGACCCGACGGUCCUCUGCAGUGUCUUGAAAUGGUGCUGGAGCAGACUCCCCGGAGGAGUUGUCACCUGGGACGCGUAUGAACUCUUCAAAGUUGGCGAACAAGAUUCUCAACUCGCCCGCGACGCGUUCUCAACAUUCAUCCCAAUCAGUGUCGACUCGGAUGCUCGAACCAAGAUUAUUUUCGACUUUUUCGACCUGCUAGCUGCCGUUGCAGCACACGGCAAGUCCAACGGUCUCGGAGGCCGGAAGCUCUCGAGGUAUGCUGGGUGGUGGGCUUUUGAGCAUUCGGAUACGGGCAAUGGCUUUGAAGCUGCCUACAAAAACUGGGCCGCCGCUGCUGAUGCCACGAGCCAUUUGUUCUUCGCCUAUCUCCGCUCGAUAUCUCCCGACUCUCCCCGUGGUAUAAGCGGUAUCUCGACCUUGCCCAUCGCUCUCCAAUCCCUGGUCCAAGCAACGGAGUACCCCCCUGAAACGCCGACCCUUCUGCAGGUCUCGACCACAAAAGUCGUCAUGAUCGUUGAUACCGUCUCACCGACUCCGUUCGCCCUCUUGCGACGUGCGAAGAACUUCGAAUACCGGGACAGUGACCGGCAUCUGCAGGAAUUCGCCAGCUUUGAUGACCCCGUCAAGGCCCUUACCGACGAGUGUCUGCGUGUCUUGAAAUGCAUCUCGUCAACGAAUCAGUCCAGUACCUCCGACCCGACGACAUCGGUGCCAGAAGCGUCCUGGUCGCGGUUUGAGGAUCUGGGAUUUGGCGCCGCCGACUUGGACAACGAUGCGGAUGCGACUUCGUUAGCAAGGAGCGAGUUUGCGGGCGGUCUUCGGUCCGCUCCUCAUUCCGUUGCGGGGGACCUUGGUCGCCCAACGACUCCAUCUUGGGCAGAUUUCAUGUCCUCCGGCUUCAAUGACGGCAACGGCCUCAAGCCUCAAGUUGCUCCUUUGCUCCUUCCGCCCGACAAGGUCCUGCCUCCAAUUGCUACGGUGCGAGGUCAAAGCUCUCAGUCUCACAAGCGUACCCUGGACUCAGAGCUUCCGGUCGAACCCGCCGAGCUUGCCAGCAUCACCACAAUGGAUCUGGACGACUCUUUCUGGUGGGUCUGGAUCAGCAGUUUGGCAGUAGAGGAGCCUGCUUCGCGGAAGGCGGUAUUUGGUAGGUGCGCAUUGAUCGAAACGAUCAUCAAGGACACAAAGUGGUUAGUUCUUGAGGAGCAGGUUAAAGGCGCUGCGCCGGAGCCUGAACCAGGUGCGUACAUUGUCGAGAAGAAGAGGUUUUUUACCUUCUCAACUCGCAAGGGAAAGAUCGGUCGGCGCAAGUCGUCGGCCAAGAAAGUCUCUGCCGUUGAAGAGUCUUAUAAGCGCGCCAACAAUCUCGCUCCUCAUAGUAAGACUAGCAUUGCACCUGAUCAGCAUGCUCGCAUUCAGGCUGCUGCUGCGGCUUUGCAGAAGAAGCAUCGGGAACAGGAGCAGGAGGCCGUUAACAGAUCAAAAGCUAGCGUGCCGAACGACUCGCGGUAUUCGAAGGCAAACUCCAUUAUGUCUUUGCAACCGGGAAUCAUGAGUGAGGCUUCGCAAGCGAUGAAGUGGGCCAGCAAUUAUGACAAGAAUGCCUAUCGCGCCGCCUACCUCAAGGACAGCCGGGCCGGGACAGGUACGCUAGCCGAGGAAAAUGGGGCGGCCACGAACGACAACAUGCCAGAGCCGCCAGCUUCUCCGGCACUGAGCUCGUCAACCCGCCAGGCGCCACCUCCGGUGCCCAAGGACAGCGUGCCAAGCUCUCCCACACCGGUUGAGCAUCAGCAAAGGGGCAGUGUGGACGAAAAUGCCGCCAGCAGACAGGACAGUAUCAGUGCUGCUGCUGAAUCUUUGCCCAAGCAGUCAACUGACACGACAGAUGAUUCGAGAGCCAGACUGAAGAAGAAGCCCGGUAACACGGGCUUCAAGAGUAUGUUCGGAACCAAGAAGAAGGACGUGGAGUCGAAACCGCCAAUGAAACCUACUGGGGCUCAGCCGUCGGCUGUUGCUGCUGCUCGUGCGGCUUUGGAAGGCAAGGCCAAGGAAUCCCAGGAGACAGUUCGCCCCAAUGGCGCCUCGACUUUGAGGAAACCCGUUCCAGCUCCGGCGGCGGCUCCCUCCGCUGCUCCGGCCAAAGUCGCAAGCCCACCGGCAGACACCCGUCGUGAUGCUGAAUACGAUGCACUUUCCCGUGUAGACACCAAUGAGCGAACGGCGGCCGAUCGUGAGUUCUCUCGAUUUGAUCAGGGCCCUUUGGUGGAACAGCCAGCAUUCGCUCCUGAGGAUUCUCCUGUCUCUGAGACAUUCCCUGACAAGUCCGCGCCUGCUGCCGCUGUUGACAAAAUCCGCGACAGGACCGAAGUUUCCGAACGGGCAACGAGCCCUACGGCAGCCCCGGCCAAUUCAUCUUAUGACCGCUGGGCACAGAUUCGCAAAAAUGCCGCGGAAAGGGCCGCUAAGCUUGAACAGUCCGGUUCCUACCGAUAUAGCCAAGAUGACGGUAACACAAGCGAAGAAGAGAGCUUCGAGUCUCGUGCUGCUCGUAUCAAGGCGAGAGUGGCCGAAUUGACCGGAAAUAUGCAGGCCGCGAGCUAA